UCAAACGCUAGUCAUCAUCUCUUAUCUGUUCUCAAUAUAUAGUAGAGGUUUCUGAAACACGAAUAGACACAAUAUUAAAGCUCUCUCAGACUCCCAUGGCUCUCUCUCCAACUCUGUCUCACAACUCAUUCUCAUCCUUCUCUCCCUUCCCACAGACUUUGAGAAGAAGCCCUCUUCACCUUUUGCCCAUUAGAGCCGUAAAAGCUGCUGCAGAACCAGAAAAGGAGAAACUCAAACAGGACAAAACUCCCAAAGAGUCUAGUUCCAAUGCUCAGCCUUCAAGUCCAAGCAAAGGCACAGCUACUCUUAAGCCUCCAAAGAAGCCUGUCUAUUCCAUGAAGAAGGGUCAGAUUGUGAGGGUGGACAAAGAGAAGUACCUAAAUAGUGUCAAUUAUCUAUCUGUUGGACAUCCACCUUAUUACAAAGGGCUGGACUAUAUUUAUGAAGACCGUGGUGAGGUAUUGGAUUUGCGCAUAUUUGAGACCGGAGAGUAUGCACUGAUAGCAUGGGUUGGGGUACCUACUGCACCGGCAUGGCUUCCAACAGACAUGCUCAUCAAGUCAGAGAAACUCGAUUAUGAGAGAUUGUGAUACAAGCAGGCAGGCAAGGAAGGCUUCAAAUGCAGGAGAGGAUCGUAAUGACUUGACAAUGCUGAGAAAUACUAGAACUCAACAUCUGAAACCUUUCUGUACAUUUGUCAAAAAAAAAAUUAUAGCCUUAUCACCAUUUUGCAAUGUUUGUUGUAAUUCUGUGAAGAAGAAAAAAAUCAAUGUAAUUUAUUUAAUUGAGCAGUCAAGCAGACCAAGAACACUGAUCA
Molecule: messenger RNA, 817 nt
Organism: Rosa chinensis
Lineage: Eukaryota; Viridiplantae; Streptophyta; Magnoliopsida; Rosales; Rosaceae
Product: NAD(P)H-quinone oxidoreductase subunit O, chloroplastic
Exons: 6
Coding region: 96-590 (164 amino acids)
Cellular component (GO): plasma membrane
Molecular function (GO): oxidoreductase activity, acting on NAD(P)H, quinone or similar compound as acceptor
Source: RefSeq, a predicted model, not a curated record